CAGUCAGGCACCAUUAUUCUGAAGGUGGUCCCUGCCUAGACAGAGAGAGAUAGCAAUGGUUUCCACAUCAUACUUCUAUUCCAUCUUCAGGGAUCCUCAGAAACCAGGUGCCACAUCCAAAAUCAUUGAUCCCUGCCAAGGGCAGCAACCCAGGGAACUUCACUGCAGUCAGGCACCAUUAUUCUGAAGGUGGUCCCUGCCUAGACAGAGAGAGAUAGCAAUGGUUUCCACAUCAUACUUCUAUUCCAUCUUCAGGGAUCCUCAGAAACCAGGUGCCACAUCCAAAAUAGCUUGCUCCAAGUCUCCCAUAUCCUGUGAACUAGAAAGAGCCUUCUGCCUGUGCUGGCAGGAAUCACUCUCCACACUAUCUCAAAGUCUUAGUUCACUUGGUGACUGGACAGCUAAAGGUAUCUCAGUACUGAAAGUGCUCAGGGAGUUUCAUCAGAUAGUGCCUGUGACUUCCUGCUGGCUCCUGAAGUAAGCAGUCCUUUCUCUCACUGUCUCUUACUAUGUAGAGACAAUGGGAGCUGUAUAGCACUGCCCCUGCCAAACAGAUGCUGGGUGAACAGCAGUUGAUCCUUCUACUUCUCUGUGUGCUGGGCACCAACAUUGACACCCAGUCAUACUUUGGUGAAACGCAAGUCCAGGGAAAGUGGUCUGCAAAUAGGCGUAUACGUGGUGUUCUUGGUCGGAAGUGGGAGCGGGUAACGUGUGCUCACAGGAGAAGGCAUCAGGGAAAAUUCAGGAACAGUUGGCCUUGAGCCAGGUCUGUUGGCUCACACGUUAGUCUAGCACCUAGAAAUUAGAAACUCUAUGAGUUCUAGACCAUCCUUAAACUACAGAAAGAUAUUUUCUCAAAUAAAAUAAAAAGUUGUGUAUGUGAGAGCACUGAGCUUUCUAGAUGGCCAAAGGAGUGUUUGCUGAGGGUUGGUGGGAAUUGUUUCUCAGGGCCUUGAGCACAAUAUGCAAGCCUAUCUCCAGGCGACAUCACCAGCCCCCAAAGGGGCCUUUUGAAGAGAACAAGUGUUAAAGAAAGGAUGGGUGUGGGGACAGCUUGAUUGGCUACCAUCCCUUUGUGACACUACCUCUGUGACCUCCUUAUUGAAUUAGUUGAACCCUGUGUGGUGCAUGGUUUCUUUCUAGCUUUGCAGUGAAGCUGGAUGAUCAGAAGGGAAUGGCAGCUGGCCACUCAACCCUCAAAGAACAUCCUUGCUCCGGUGAGCCAGCCAAAACACUCUGAUGCUGUAGAUUAUCUCCCAAGCUCCGAAGAUUGCUGCCAACCAGCCAAUCCUCCUCUUCCGGGAAGUCCGAUUUCCAGCCACUUGUGGGGUGGGAGGGGUAAUCUCUGGUUGGGUUUGGCUAGACUAGUAGCUGGGGGACCUACACUGCAAAAGCAGACUUGCCUGGUGACGACACGACAGCUGGAUUCUUGGACUGCUUGAGUAGACACUGCUAGUGUUGGCCUCUAACUGCAUUUGGUGCUUCUCACUCCCACUGGAAGCCCAAGUGGCUGGGCAUGUAGCUCAGUCUCUAUACGGCUUUGUCCAGCAUGCAUGAAGCCAGAGUUCCAUUCCAGCACCAGGUGUGAGGGCAGUCCAGCUGUUGAAAGUCUGCCUGGGGUAUGUGAGACCCUGUCUCGAAAAGGGUGUUGGAAUCAGACCUUACUAGAAUUGGUGUGUGAUUUUGAGAAAAGUUGUGUACUGUUUUGGAGUCUGUCUGACUUAUUUUCUCUGAGUUCUGAAGAUAAUGCCUUACUUACAGAUUUGGCCAGAAUGACGUACUACUGCUUCUUUCCAUCUCUUGAGUUGAUAAAAAUGAUUGUACUUUUUGAGUUCGUGGAAGAGGCAGUGUGUGCUCUGAACCUUUUAUUGUCACCCCAUACACAGCCUUGACUUUCUUACUCCCAAAGACCUCCAGCCAAAUCCACCCAGGCCCCACAGGACUGAUUCAACCCCACCAGCUGCCUUUAAACCCCCCCCCCCUUCCCCAGGUUCCCAGCCUGAACAGCACAGUUACCAAGGCUUCCCACUGCUAGAAUGUGAUUUCAUCUUUUCCCAUGCUCCCUGGCUCCUAUGCAUGUACACCUUUAGCUUAACUGGUUCCUGAGAGGGGACAUGCCUAACUGCCUUACCUUCAGGAAGUCCCUUCCCGGUUUUAGCUCACUUCCUUUUCCCUGCCCUUAAACCUGCACCUUUUUGUUUCUUUUGCUAAUUUUUGGUUUUCCACACACUGUAAACUCCAUGAUGUCGGAGAUUUGACAGCCCUUAUCCCAGGGCCUUAGUGUGGCGGCCAAGGCACAAAAAAUGGUCGCCCCAGGGCUCGGUUCUUCCAUCCUCAGUGUCUGGCUCAUCAAGGGUGUGUGGCAAGUGAGGCCCAGAACCGAAACCACCAUGAAAAAAAUCCUAACUCCACUUCCCACAGCAGUUCUCAGGCCUUCCGUACCUGAGUCUGAUUGUGCCUGGGUAACGGUCUCCUAGGAGACGGGAAACAGAGGGCGGGGCCCGAGAGGGCUCCUAGGCGGAGGCGCGCACCGGGGCGCUGGGAGCGAUCCUGGCGAGAGGCGCAUGCAGGGCCUCAGCGCAGCGCUUCUCCUGAGCGCGGGGCAGCUGGUGCCUGCAGCCGCCUGGUACCGCCAGGAGCGCGGCUCGGAGUGCAGCUGGCACCGGAGGCCGCAGCCGCCCGAGCUCCGCACCAAUUUCCCUCCCCAGUGGCCCUGGGCAAGCAGCUCCGAGUUUGACCCGCCAGGGAACCAGCAAUGGGCCGGGCCCGCCUCCGCCAGGCCCGAGGGGGCGCGCUGCGGUGGCAGCCUUGGGGAUUGCAACUCAUUGCCUGCGCGCCACUUAAGCAGCGCCCACGAGUUCAUGCCGGGUGCCCAGGACACCGCGAACCCCUACCCUGUCUGCUCCCUGCUCCCCCCGACCCUGGCUGAGCCCCUGCCUGAUGCCCCGCCGCCGCCUGAUGAUUCCCUUAUCCUCUGGCGAGGAUUCUCCAAAGGACCUCACCACAUGGGCCGACUCAGAAACGCCAAAAUCCACGUAGAGAGAGCCGUCAAGCAGAAGAAGAUCUUUAUGAUUCAUGGCCGAUACCCAGUGAUCCGGUGUCUAUUGCGCCAGAGGGGCUGGGUAGAAAAGAAGAUGGUCCAGCCCCAAGGCACCAUCCUGCCGGCACCCCAGAAGGAUCUAGAUAGUUCAGUGAUGGGUGAUAGUGAUGCCACGGAGGAUGAGGAUGAAGAAGAGAGUGAGGAGUUUCCGCAGCCACAGCUGUUGGACUUCGAUAGUUUUCUGGAAUUUGAUGACCUGGAUGGAGUACAUGCUUUGAUGUCCCGCAUGGUUCGGAAUGAGACCCCCUACCUCAUCUGGACCACUCGGCGAGAUGUGCUGGAUUGUCGCUUCCUCUCCAAGGAUCAGAUGAUAAACCAUUAUGCCCGCGCAGGCUCCUUCACUACAAAGGUGGGCCUGUGUCUCAACCUCCGAAAUCUUCCAUGGUUUGACGAGGCUGAUGCUGACUCCUUCUUCCCACGAUGCUAUCGCCUGGGGGCAGAAGAUGACAAGAAAGCCUUCAUAGAGGACUUCUGGCUGACAGCUGCCCGCAACGUUCUCAAGCUGGUGGUGAAGUCAGAAGGGAAGCCACACUUCAUCUCCGUCAAGGCAAGAGAGGAAAAGGUCCUAGAAGGCACACAGCCCAAGAAACAGGAAAAAAAAGCAGUGACUGUGUCCCCAGAGUUUGUGGAUGAUGCUCUGAGUGCAUGCGAGGAGCAUCUUAGCAGCAUGGCCCACAAGGACAUAGACAAGGACCCGGAUGUGCCACUGUACUUCAGCCCUGAGGGCUGGUCCGCCUUCCUGCAGCGCUACUACCAAAUAGUCCAUGAAGGGGCGGAACUGAAACACCUGGAGGCCCAGGUCCAGCGCUGUGAAGACAUCCUACAGCAGCUUCAGGAUGUGGUACCCCAGAUCGACAUGGAGGGGGAUCGAAACAUCUGGAUUGUGAAGCCAGGAGCCAAGUCCCGUGGCCGAGGUAUCGUGUGCAUGGACCACCUGGAAGAGAUGCUGAAGCUGGUAGACUGCAACCCUAUGCUGAUGAAGGAUGGCAAGUGGAUUGUGCAGAAGUACAUUGAGCGGCCCCUGCUCAUCUUCGGCACCAAGUUUGACCUGAGGCAGUGGUUCCUGGUGACUGACUGGAACCCACUCACUGUGUGGUUCUAUCGAGACAGCUACAUCCGCUUCUCCACACAGCCGUUCUCUCUGAAGAACCUGGACAACUCUGUGCACCUAUGUAACAAUUCCAUCCAGAAACACCUGGAGGCCUCCUGUCACCGGCACCCGAUGCUGCCCCCAGACAACAUGUGGUCCAGCCAGAGGUUUCAGGCCCACCUGCAGGAGAUGGGCGCCCCAAAUGCCUGGUCUAAUGUCAUUGUACCUGGCAUGAAGGCUGCUGUGAUCCAUGCCCUGCAGACCUCCCAAGACACUGUGCAGUGCCGGAAGGCCAGCUUUGAGCUCUAUGGGGCCGACUUUGUGUUUGGGGAAGACUUCCGGCCCUGGUUGAUUGAGAUCAAUGCCAGUCCCACCAUGGCACCUUCCACAGCUGUCACCGCCCGCCUGUGUGCUGGUGUGCAAGCAGAUACCCUGCGUGUGGUCAUUGACCGGCGACUGGAUCGUACCUGUGACACGGGAGCCUUUGAGCUCAUCUAUAAGCAGCCUGCUGUGGAGGUACCCCAGUACGUGGGGAUUCGGCUCGUGGUGGAGGGCUCUACCAUCAAGAAGCCCAUGGCAGUGGGUCAUCGGCGGACAGGAGUCCGAUCAUCACUCCCUCAUCUGCUGGCCCAGCAAGGCUCUGGGGAAGGCAAGGACUCAGGAUCUCCUAUCCACAGGUCAGCUUCUAGGAAAGAUGCUGGGUCCAGAAGCCUGGGACACACUGAGAAGCCAGACUCUACUGCCACUACCACAACCACAGUCCCCGGAAAGGGGAAGAAAGCCGAGGUAGCAGGAAGUUUAAGGACGUUGCCCGAGGUUGCACAGCUCAGAAGGGGCAGAGCUGGGAUGCAGACCCAGGUCUGUUGGUCCCCAACCCUGUGUUCUUCCCACUGCCUCUGGAGGAGGAGCCGGGAGGGGCUCCAUCUACCCUCAUCUCCUACCCCCACCUCUGCACAUACCCUGUGGAACAAUUGGUCAGCCUGGGGCCUUACAGAUCCUCACAGCCUCCCUUCUCCCACAGCCCCUUCCUACUUCCCUAGUCUCCAUCCCAAGGCCUGGCUGCCUUCUUCCCGUGUGCUCCGACCCCAGGGCCAGGUCCUCAGACUGCAGCAUGGCCAACUGGUGGGCUCUAAGGCUCUGUCAACCACAGGCAAGGCCUUGAUGACUCUACCUACUGCCAAGGUUCUGAUGUCCUUCCCAGCUCACCCUGAUCUCAAGCUGGCACCCAGCAUGCUGAAGUCAGGAAAGGUGGGCCUCGAGCUGUGCCUCACACCCUGGCGGGUAGUGCUGAGCAGUGGGAUCGGGGCCGAAGGGCACAGACAGAGGGCAGCGCCAAGACCAUGCAGCGCCCCAGGGAAGGGCUUGUCUUCUCCAGAAACCUGUUCCAAGACAGAGGCCUGAUCAUCUCUCUCUCCCUCCCUCCUUACACCGAGGCUGCUAUUCCCUUGCAUCUUCGAGGCCCCCACUUUGGAAGUGCCUUGUGUCCUCUGCCCUUUGAAGUUGGACCUCUUCCUAGCACCCACAGGAAAGUCACGGCCAAAGGCAACUUCAAGGCCAGACUCUGCGACAAACCCAGGG
This is a messenger RNA of Mesocricetus auratus (golden hamster), 5768 nucleotides long. RefSeq names its product tubulin tyrosine ligase like 3 (gene Ttll3). NCBI's taxonomy places the organism in Eukaryota, Metazoa, Chordata, Mammalia, Rodentia, Cricetidae. Gene Ontology annotation, cellular component: cilium. The record is from RefSeq and is a predicted model, not a curated record. Gene Ontology annotation, biological process: cilium movement; cilium assembly; protein modification process. The transcript is spliced from 13 exons. Bases 2565 to 5591 code for a protein of 1008 amino acids.